This is a messenger RNA of Serpula lacrymans var. lacrymans S7.9, 1740 nucleotides long. RefSeq lists its product as uncharacterized. Lineage: Eukaryota; Fungi; Basidiomycota; Agaricomycetes; Boletales; Serpulaceae. The record is from RefSeq and is a predicted model, not a curated record. The coding region runs from base 1 to 1740 and encodes 579 amino acids. Gene Ontology annotation, molecular function: ubiquitin protein ligase binding. Gene Ontology annotation, cellular component: cytoplasm. Gene Ontology annotation, biological process: proteasome-mediated ubiquitin-dependent protein catabolic process; regulation of proteolysis. The transcript is spliced from 13 exons.
AUGGAGAACGUUGACCAUCAAGAAAGCACAACUAUCACGUUCGAAUGGGUCCUUCGAGGUUUAAAGGGCUUGUUUGAUUCAAGCAAGGGCGAGUCCAAAUCCAAAGUAACGAGAUCCAUAAGAUUUGGUGGAGGACGUUGGCAAAUAUUAUUUUACGCCAAUUCUGGCACGGAUGGAGGGGCUUUCAUCAGUCUGUAUCUUUCAUGUGAGCCUACAGCAAACGAAAAGGAUAGCGCGCUAGACGGAAAAUGGGUGAGAGAGGGAGUGUAUAAAUUUAGCUUUGAGCUUCGAAGUUUGGGUAAAACGUCUUUGUUCAACAUGAAAGAGGCAAACAACCACUCUUUCUCUUGGAAGACCGCGAAUUGGGGAUGGGCUCAAUUUUCCAGAAGAGACCACGUAUACUAUCAUUCGGGCGCUGUUAAGGAACAGGAUGCUUUUGUCAUUAUUUGUACCAUAACAUCUUCCCCACAUCCUCCAGUUCAACCUUCAUCUGUACCCUGUCAAUUAGCACCUAAAGAUCUUCUGUCGACGUUUGGUUCCCUUCUUGACGAUCCUGCAUAUUCGGAUGUUGAGUUCCUUUUACCUCGACGAGGCCGUUACAGAGGUUACAGGAAAAUAUGGGGUAAUCGAAAGAUUCUCCAGAGAGCAGACUACUUCGACACAAUGUUUAACUCGGGCUUUGCGGAGUCCUCAACUGACUCGUUGACAUUGGCUGUCGCUUCCCAAGCUUCCCCGGAUAUCGAUGAAGGAUGCUCAGAUUCUACUUACCUCGUACAUCAAUUCGAAGAUUCGGACGAUGAAGAUGAAGAUGACGACAUUCUAUCUGAUGAUAGAGACGAAACAGAAUCAGAUAACAACGUCGAAAUCCACUCACUCCGGGAGAAAAGGUCCUCAUCGAGUGUCACUGCUCUCGAUGUGCUGAAUCCAUUGGGACAAUCUACGGAAGACUGCUCACCCGAGCGGUACGAUUCACGCAAUGUCAGGGCAAAGUUAUCACACCCAUCUACUCCCAGGGGCAGAGGUUUGGCACUUGAGAAGGACGACAUUGAUUUGAAAUCGGCUGCUGAACCUUUCGAGGCAAAUGUCACUUCAACUCCUAAGAAGUUGCGAGUGGUAGUUAAGGACGUCGCUUAUAGAACGUACAAAGCGGUUCUGUACUAUAUAUACACUGAUAUCAUUGUCUUUGCUCCAUUAUCCUCCUCUUUUUACCUCACGUCGAAACUUGGCAAGCGGCCAGUAUCUCCUAAUCCAGGGCAUGCCCCUUCAGAAAGCCAGUCCAAUCUUCUUGAUGGGCAGAAAGGAGUUCAACACGGCGAAGCUUCCGCCGUAGGGCCCACCUCUCGAAGAGAAUGGAUCAAAAGGUGGUCCAAGAAUAACCCAGAGCGUCCGGCACCUUGCUCAGCUAAAGCAGUAUAUAGACUAGCUGAUAAACUUGAUCUUCUGGAGCUCAAAGAAAGGGCGUUUCAACACAUCCAGAAGUCCCUCAUCGUGGAAAAUAUUCCAUACGAGAUAUUCUCUCCUUUUUCGGCUACCUUUUCGGACGUUCGAAAAGUUCAAGUAAGCUUCUUCCUGGAACAUUGGAGUGAAAUUCGCACUUCGGAGGCCAUGCGUGUUGUUUGGCAACAAAUUAGGUCGGGAAGGCAUCCAGGAUUUGAAGAAGUGUGGCCUGUUAUUGCACAACAAUUGGAAUUCAACCCACGCUCAACUCUCGUCGCAGAGGGAGACAGCUCGGACGUUUGA